GUCCCAUUUAAAACCUUUGACUUGACACAAUAAAACUCUUGCUGUGAUCAAUCACCGCAAGCUACAACCGACCAAUUGUCAGAAUUACACAAUAAAUAAGUUUUAAUUACUAAAUUACAAUAUGGGUAGAGAUCUAGAACAGAAGCAAUCAUGCUUAAGAUGGAAUAUUUUAGUUCUGGUAUGAUGGUUGGGGUGCGUAAUAGCCCGUUUCAAAUCCUGUUGUUUGCAAAUUAAUGUUGCCAAUAGUAUAACCCUCUUGAAUAUAGAUCACCAUUUCCUUUCAGAAAGCAUCCAUGGUUCGAUAAUAAUUCCCACUUGGUACCAAGAGACCACGACCAGGAUAUUUUAAGAUUAGUUUAAAUGCUGGCAGCAGCUUCUUGGAUAUGUGAAAGAUAAAAGUCAAUGCUUCCAAGAAAUAAUAAACGGAUCGAAGGAUAUGGAAUAGACCAAGCAAUGUCCAGGUUGACAUAUGUGCUUUGGUUGCUUCCUGUUCCUGGUUAUGCUCCUUUAUUUUGUGGGGUUGGUUCACAUAAAUCAACACAAGGCAGAGAAGGGGUGAACCGAACCAGAAAUUGGAAAAGUGAUUUCACUUUUGUUUAAAGGAAGAAUGAAGUGGCUUUUGGAUGUUUUGUCAAGAAACUUUAACUAAUUAACAGAAGACAAAAGGACUUUGGAGAAUACAACCCUUGGCCUCUAAGUAAUAAGGAGGAGCGAGUGACAGCAAUUCAUUGCAAAACUUCCCAGGAAAUAUGACGGGAAAGACAAGAGACUUAACGUUACUCUUUCCUCUACAUUUCCACAAAACAAACGUGCUUGCGAAGGUCAUUAUCCUCUCUUCGUUUAUAAUCACCGGUCUUUCGUUCUUUCGCUUCACAUCUCAAGACAGAGACAACUUCAGACCUAGAACAUCAGAAACUCUUCCACUCCAAGCCAAUCUUUUAACAUCUUGUUCUUCAACAAGAUCUUCAUUUUUUGUCGUGAAGAAUUAAGCGUCAAAGUUUUCCAUUUUGAUCCCAAAACAUGGAUCGUGGACGUUCCUUGAAAGAUGAUGGAGGUGUUCGUUUGCAGAUUAAUGAGCUUCGGAAGCUUAGUGAAACCUGUGGGUCUAACACCAUUUUUGAACCCCAGAGCAGUCCAGAGAAUAGAGAAAGUAGUGCAGAAUCCAUCUCUUCAGCAUCGGUGGUUCGAGCACCAGAAAAGAAACUAACGCUCUUCGCUCUCAGGCUUUCAAUCUUUGAAAAGUCUGCUACUGGCCUUGGAACUCUCGGCUUCAUCUGGGCAACAGUAGUUCUUCUUGGUGGCUUUGCAAUCACUUUAGAUGAAACCGACUUCUGGUUUAUCACCGUUAUUUUGUUAAUUGAAGGGACUCGGAUAUUCAGCAGAAGUCAUGAGCUUGAAUGGCAACACCAAGCUACAUGGUCGAUCACUGAUGCUGGUAUCAAUAGUUUCCGUGCAGUGAGAUCCAGCUCACACAUCCUCAUUAGAGCUGUGAAAAAAAUCUUCUAUCCACUUUCCUUGAUAAGGAAGCAAACUCAAAAUACUAGAGAAAUAGCGCAGGUUGAUCGUUCACAAGUUGGAAGAUGGAAUCAAGCAAGAGCCCCAACUCGGACAUGGAUACCUUCGGAUGUUCCUCUUCUACCUUAUGGUCAAUGGGUUUUUCUUUCAAGAAACAUAAGCAAAGUCCUGUACUGGCUCCAGCUUUUAUCUGCAACAGCUUGUGUAGUACUUUCAUCCAUGAAGCUCAUCAAGCACAACUAUGGGGAGGUACAGAAGGGAGAUACCGAUAAAAGGAACCGGCAAUCUGCUCUGAAUAUUUUCUAUGCCUUGGCCUUGGCAGAAGCUCUGUUGUUUCUGAUGGAGAAAGCUUACUGGGAGUAUAAAGUCAUAUAUUGUAAACUUUUGGAAGAAGUGAACAGGGAGUGCGAGUUCGGGCCUACGGGUAUAAUUUCUAUCAAAAGGUUUUUCUACGAUGCUUAUUCAAGAUGUGUUGUUGGAAGCAUUUUUGAUGGCUUGAAAAUGGAUAUUGUAACUUUUGCCAUGGACCUGUUGGCUUCAAAUUCCCCUGAUGAACAGCUCAUUGGAGCGAGAAUUCUUCGCCAGUUCGCGAUUAGUGAGAGGUACUCUGAUGAUACCUUACAGAAGAUUGGGAUAAAUUUGUCAGCGGUAGAAAGAUUAGUUGAAAUGUUGAACUGGAAAGACCCUCAAGAAGAAGAGAUCAGGAAAUCUGCUGCGGAGGUAUUGUCAAAACUUGUUGGUAAGAAGCAAAACUGCCUGCGUGUAGCUGGUAUACCAGGUGCAAUGGAAUCAAUAUCAUCUCUGCUUCAAACAAAUAGGAGUUCUGGUGGUGGAGCAGAUGAAAUUGGUGAAAAGAACCUCAUUCUUGAUCAUGUAAAUUACAGUUUCUGGACAUUCAAUCAUUUAGGACUUCUUAUUCUGAAAAAGCUUGCCUGUGAUCAUGACAACUGUGGAAAGAUUGGAAACACAAGGGGCCUCUUACCUAAAAUCAUAGAUUUUACACAUGCUGGAGAAAAGUUGUUAAGGGAUGAAAAUGUUGCACCAUCUCAGAUUCUAACCGUUAAACGAUCUCUUCAAUUGGUGAAAAUGCUGACAAGCACGACUGGUGCCACAGGAAAACAUCUCAGAAAAGAAAUCUCCGAGGUAGUUUUCACAAUCAGCAACAUUAGAUAUAUCCUACGAUAUGGAGAGAAACACCCAAUGCUGCAAAAACUAAGCAUAGAAAUCCUAACCAAUCUGGCAUUGGAAGAGGAGGCAACAGAAAGGAUUGGUGGCACUGGUGGGGUACUCAAGGAGUUGUUCAAUAUAUUUCUCAACCAGGAGAUGCCAGAGCGUCAGAAUCUUGUAAGACGUGCUGCAGGCGAAGCGCUAGCUAUGUUGGCCUUAGAAAGUAGAGCUAAUUGCCAUCGCAUCUUGAAAUUGCAAGCCCUGGAAAGGCUCGUCGAAGCAUUGGAGGAUCCAUUACUUCGUGUGAAUGCUGCAAGAAUUUUAAGAAACUUGUGCACCUACAGUGGAGCAGAAUGCUUCUACCAGUUAAAGGGUGUCAUAGCUGCAGCACCCACAGUGCUCAAGACAAUCAUGUCAGAAGAGAAUAAGUUACAAGAAGUAAUGGUUGGUCUAGCAGCACAGGUUUUCAAACAUAUGACUUCUGAAGAAUCAAGCAUCAUGUUUGACAGAGCUGGAAUUAAAGAGGAAGAAUUAGCUAAAGCAUUGGUUCAGAUUCUUCAGAAGUACUACCAUCCAUCGGCUAAGGUUCCAAGAAUAAGGAGAUUCGCCAUAGAGUUGGCAAUUUGGAUGAUGCAUGACAAAGCAAAGAAUGUAUACAUUUUCAAUGGUUUGGGGAUGGAGAAAGAGCUGGAGGGUGUAUUAGAGACCACAGCAGAGCUAGAGAGCUUCAACAUAUUCUCUGGCACUGUUGGGCUCAGCCGGCACAGCACAACAAUUCACUCACUGGUUGAAACCGCAUUGAAGCUGCUGAGGGAGAGCUAAGUUGUACAAAAUAAGGCAACUCCAUCAUUCAAAUUUACUAUAUAUUACUGCAAGUGUUUGAAUAAUUGGUCUUGUGAAUAUGUACUCAUUAACAGCUAAAGCAGAUUCUUUUUCUCUAAGCAAUAAUCAUGUUGAUGUAAUUGCUACUAUAAGUUAUUCUUUUUUUUUUCUUAUAACAUUGCUAUAAGUUAUUGUAAAUCAUGGAAUUCAAGGGUUAUUAUUAUUAUUAUUAAUCAUAAC
This is a messenger RNA of Theobroma cacao (cacao), 3744 nucleotides long. Its product is annotated as ARM repeat superfamily protein. Gene Ontology annotation, molecular function: protein binding. NCBI's taxonomy places the organism in Eukaryota, Viridiplantae, Streptophyta, Magnoliopsida, Malvales, Malvaceae. The record is from RefSeq and is a predicted model, not a curated record.